AUGGCACUGAGUUAGACAUCAAAGACGGGCAACGUAGAAUAUCAAAACCCCAAAUUGUGUGGAUGGGAAAUUAUGUAUGGAAUAACACUGCUUUGUAAUAUGUAAAUAUGUAGAUGGACCACCUACGCUAGCUAGAUUAUACUCUUCUUAAUGUAAUGUUUAGACAGACAUACGAUAGUAGGACUAUUCUCCAUCUGCCUCCACGACUCCUGUCUUCCACCCCACGUGACCUACUCAUAUCUGCGCCUGGGGAAAAUGAAAUGCGAAAUGGAGGACCAUGACUGCAAGGAGCCUGAGCAGCUCAGAAAGCUGUUUAUUGGAGGUCUGAGCUUUGAAACUACAGAGGAGAGUUUACGGGCACAUUUUGAAAAAUGGGGAUCCCUCACCGACUGUGUGGUAAUGAGAGACUCCAGUAGCAAACGUUCAAGAGGAUUUGGAUUUGUAACAUAUUCCUCUGUGAAGGAAGUUGAUGAAUCAAUGAAAGCCAGGCCUCACAAAGUAGAUGGAAGAGUUGUUGAACCCAAGAGGGCUGUCUCUAGAGAGGACUCUAAUAAACCAGGUGCCCACCUGACAGUGAAGAAGAUCUUUGUUGGUGGAAUCAAGGAGGACACUGAGGAGUACCACAUCCGCGAGUAUUUUGAGAAAUAUGGAAAGAUUGAUUGCAUUGACAUCAUGGAGGAACGCUCAACUGGGAAGAAGAGAGGAUUUUGCUUUGUCACUUUCGAUGAUCAUGACACUGUAGACAAAAUUGUUGCCCAGAAGUACCACUCAAUCAACAAUCACAAUUGUGAGGUCAGAAAAGCGCUCUCAAAACAGGAAAUGUGUUCCAUAAAUAAUAACAGGGGCAGGAAUGGAGGCUCUGGAAACUUCAUGGGCAGGGGUGGUAAUUUUGGAAGUGGUGGCAACUUUGGACGGGGUGGUUAUAGUGGAGGAAGAGGUGGUUAUGGUGAUGAUUUUGACAAUGGUCCAGGAGGAAAUUAUGGGGGAGGUCCAGGUUAUGGAGGAGGUCGAGGGGGCUAUGGAGGAGGUGGUGGUGGUGGAGGUAGUGGUUAUGGCAACCAAGGAGGUGGAUUUGGUGGCAGCUGUGAUGGAGGUUAUGGAGGCAAUGGUGGAGGUUACGGAGGUGGUGGAAACUACAAUGACUUUGGAAGUUAUGGUGGACAGCAGUCCAACUAUGGCCCCAUGAAGGGAAGCAACUUUGGUGGGAGAAACUCAGGUGGACCCUAUGGUGGUGGCUACGGCUCGGGUGGUGGUGGUGGAGGAGGCUACGGCUCGAGGCGUUAUUAAUUAUUUCAUGUUUCGGCUUCAGUUCUUAGCAGGAGAGUCGAGGAGGUGAGCAAAGGAAUUGUCAGGAAAGCUGCAGGUUACUUUGAGACAGUCUUCUGAAAGCAUUAGAGGAACACAGGAGUCAGAAAUUACUGCAGCAAAAAGGACUGUAUACACAAGACAUGAGUGCAGAUGAUACACUUCCUUUAUUGUGAUAGAUGUUUCCCCACACAGAAAUGUUCCUUUUGUGCGUCUGAGUUAUGUGUAUUGUUCUUAUGAUGUGAGGGGUAAAUGGUUAUCUUUUUUUAUCAGAAGGCAGUUCUUAAUAACUUUCCUUUUUUUACACUGGUUAGUGUCCUCCUGGUAAUAAAUAUUGUCUUUCAACAUGGCUUCUGUCAAAUUACAUAGUUGUUUAGGCCCUUGGAUAACACUCUAUUCCUUUCUUAAAUUAAUGAUUGCUCAAUUGCAAGUGUCAAGUGUUCUUUUUUUAUUUUUGUAUGUGAAGCAAAUUAUGUAUAUCAUUCAUAGUACCCGUGUUAACUAAUAUAAGAAGUCUGGAUUAGAAAUGAGGGACUACGUCACUCCUUUUGUUCCCAGCAAACUGAAUUCUUCAACUAUUUUGAUUAGUAGAAAAAGACUGAAUAAAGUUGUAUAGUGAAGUAA
This is a messenger RNA of Solea solea (common sole), 1929 nucleotides long. RefSeq names its product heterogeneous nuclear ribonucleoprotein A3 (gene hnrnpa3). The record is from RefSeq and is a predicted model, not a curated record. Gene Ontology annotation, molecular function: RNA binding. Lineage: Eukaryota; Metazoa; Chordata; Actinopteri; Pleuronectiformes; Soleidae. Bases 256 to 1287 code for a protein of 343 amino acids. The transcript is spliced from 11 exons.